Molecule: messenger RNA, 5868 nt
Organism: Guillardia theta CCMP2712
Lineage: Eukaryota; Cryptophyceae; Pyrenomonadales; Geminigeraceae
Exons: 24
Coding region: 1-5868 (1955 amino acids)
Molecular function (GO): protein binding
Source: RefSeq, a predicted model, not a curated record
AUGUCAAGGGAUGUUAGCAUGUCGAACUCUCCUGGCCAAGAGAACAGCAUCAAGAGAGUCCUUGCUCUGGCGCAGAAUCUUUAUCUCUCCCUCCUUCUUGCCCUUCUUGUUUGCCGUCCCUGCGAUUCAUCGUGGACUGAGAUGAUCCCGUCGGGCCCUCAACCUCCUCCCCGUCGAUCGCAUGUGAGCGUUCAGAUCGAGAGCACCAACGAGAUCUUCAUCUUCGGAGGAGCGACGGACGGGUGCUCAAUAUGCGAAGGAGGACCCAUUGAGACCGCUGGCCUGCCCUGCGACCCAAGCACGGCAGCAAGCGUCUGUCAGGGAGGCUUUUGUGUGGUAAAGGACCACUGCCUGCUCAACGAUGCAUGGACAUUCAACGUACUCUCCUUCGAGUUCAUCCCGCUGCAGCAGUGCUCCUCUUGCGGGGACUCCGUCACUCCUCCGCCGGUGGAGGGAGCAAGGGGAGUCCUGUGGCAGAAAGAUAACCCGGAUGCCGUGGCUGCUCUGGUGUGGGGAGGGCGGACGUACACCAGGAGCGCCUGCCCGACGACAAGCCUGUCCAACGACUGCUUCUCUGCCGCCAUGUUCAAGUUUGCCUUUUCUGGCUCGCAGUCGAAGUGGGUCAAGGUUGAGUCGCUGAGCAACGUCGCCCCGACGGGGAGGUAUGGACAUUCCAUGGACAUCCUUGGCUCGCAGAUCCUCUUGUUCGGGGGGAGCGACGGCAAGUCUGUCCUCAGUGACAUCUGGAUGUUUCAGCCGCAGACAAGCAUCAACAGCGGAGAGUGGUCGGCAGUCAACGUGGACCAGUACGACCUGGCAGCCGUUGGGCUCGGUGAAGCUCUACGUGACCUUGUCGUUUCCCACCAGAGCGAUACCAGCUCGGGUAGACCGCAGGCUGGAGGCAGCACGAUAAUGUCUGACGUGUCUGUAUGGUCAGGAGGCUAUCAGAUCUUCUUCUUCGGAGGGAUCGACGAGUCUACGGUCCUUCAGAACGACCUUUGGACCCUGCAAGUCAACCCCGACUCUGCCUUCUGGAUAACGUGGGAUCCAUCGACGAGUGGGCCGUCGGGCAGAGCAGCACACACGUCAAUAUUCUACAACUUUCAGGUUGGAGUCAAGGAUAGUCUUGGAGAUGUAGCUGGGCCAGUAACUUCCGUUUCAAAGAUCAUCGUCGUCGGUGGAGAAGGAAACGGGGGAGCAGGAACGGAGAAAGUUGUGUCGAGUAUGUGGUACUACGACACCGAGCAGUUCAAGUGGAAGAGGACGGAGCUCCUUGGGUCCGGUCAGGCAGUUCCGAAGGGCCCGAAGCUGCUGAUCGUGCUGUUCGGGUCAACGAACCGAGUGAAGUUCUCCAACAAGGUCUACUACGCCGACAUCAACGACAUGGUGCUUCCCAUCGCUCCGAGUGUGUGGAGGCGAGCGAGGCCCUCCGGCACGCUCCCUUCAAGGAGAAGCGGGCAUGCGGCCGAGGCGUUCGCGUCGAGCCUGAUCGUUUUCGGAGGAGUUUCCCCGCGGUACGGGAUGUACGGAGAUACCUGGAGGUUCGACCUCGGGCAGGGAAUCUGGUCGCCAGUGAGCUACGGAACUGACGCGCAGCCCCUUGCGAGAGCCUACUCUUGCUCCUUCAAGAUCUGGAACUACAUGGUGGGCCCUGCUGCUGCUGUUACUCCUUUUCUCUUUUUCUUCCCUCCUUCCUUCUCCUCCUCUGCCGUGCAGAUCAUCCACGGGGGAGAAGCGGCAGACAGUGUGUGGCUGCAGGAUAUGUGGAGAUUUCACCCUGGAAGUCAGAAAUGGAAUCCCAUCAGCUUCUCCUCCUCUGAGGUCCCGAGCAAGCGCAGCAAGCACUCCUGCUCUGUCAUGGACCCGCUCUCCCUCGAGCCGUACGCCCUGGUCUUCGGUGGGGUGGCGGAUGUAGGAGCAGCAAAGGAAUUGAUCAGCAACGACCUCUGGGCGUUCAAGCCCGUCCAAUCCGCCUCCUCCCGCGACGCUGCGUGCAAGCAGAGGUUGAACAACAUGGCGAGGUUCGACGGGAUCAACGACUUUGUGGUCAUCUACGACCCGAUCUCCACAGCUGGGGGCAAGCUGAGCUUUACCAUCGAGGCCUGGGUGUUCAUCUUUGACUUUGACACGGAGUAUCAGUCGAUCCUCUCGAUGGGGUCAAACCUCAACAUCCAGCGCCUCUCCUCGACCAGCUACCUCCGGGUCACAGCCCUUGACAUCCACCUCAAGGGCAGAGUCAACGUGUUCGACUCUAGUUGGCACCACAUCGCCGUCACCUUCGGCAGCGGGAGGGGCUACGACGAGCUUGUCCUCUACGUGGACGGCCAGGUCGACGUCAGCAAGAACCUGACAGGGCUGAAAGUUGGUACCUACGACUCGACGCAGUCGCUGGUGCUGGGAUACGGGGAUGAAGCUGUCUCCUCCUACUUCAACGGGUACAUGGACGAUGUCAAGUGGUGGAACGUCUCAAGGACCCCAGAUCAGGUUCAGAGCAGCAUGUGGGGACUAUUUAACAACGACCAGACGCUCCAGGGCUGGUGGCAGUUCGAGAGCGCCAACGUGGAUGGAGUGGUCAGAGACUUCUCUCCCUCCGGCCGCCAUGGCAGCAAGGGGAACGGUGCGCUCAUAGCAAGGCCCAGCAUCCUCCCCUCCACCGUCCCCUGCUCCAAGACCGAGUGGCUGUCGCAGAAGCAGCUGUCCUUCGGCUCAUGGCAGAAGAUUGUUACUCCCGCAGACGGCACUCCUUCCCCUCGCCACUCGCACGUCGCUGCCUCCAUCUCCAAGACCCGCCUGCUCGUGCACGGAGGCGUCAGCUCUACCUGGACCAUCCUUGCUGACGUCUGGAUGUUCGACUUCGGCAUCACGACUGGAAACCCAUGGCAGCUGAUCCGUCCCCUGUCUACAGUCACCAUGUUCCCCAUGUACGGCCAUAAGGCGAUCCUGGUCGGAGGGCAUUCCGUCCUUGCCUACGGAGCUUCUCAGCGAUCGACCUCCCUCCCGAUGGAGAUGCUGCAGUUGGACGCGAACUUCGGCAAUCUGAUCAUGGAGAUGUCCCCUGUUUCAGGUCUCCCUCCCCUCUCCUAUCAUUCCCUCCUCGAGAGCAGCACGGGCAAUAUGAUCUUCGGCGGAGACUCCCGGCAUGCGUCCACCGCGAAGGAGGACGGGCAGCAUAAGGGGGAGAGCGUAUCCAACGCGCUCUACCUCUACCAGGAUACGGCGAAGACGUGGGGAGUGAUGGAGGUACCCGGGAUCAAACCGGGCUCGGAGUUCUGGGGGACAGGACUGACGCUGGUGGGAGGAACCACCAUGCUGAUCUUUGCGGGGUUGAGCGACAUGCACGCUCAUGCUAUGCUGUGGACUCUUGACGUCUCCUCCUCCACCUGGAGCAUGUUGACUUAUUCCGUGCUCAGCGUCGGCAGCAACGACACGACAGCAGCCGUUCCCUCCUGCUCUAGCGUGCAGCAGUGCCUCCCCUUGUCCCGGUACGGCCACUCAAGCGUGAGCAUGUCUCCGACUUCUAGCCCCUACCUGGCGAACGCUGCUGUGAUCUAUGGAGGCUUUACCGAGGAUCGGCUCCUGCCCUACGAUGAUGUCUACAUCGUUCAGCUCUCCUCCUCCUCCUCCUCCUCCUCCAACAUGGGGAUGGUCAUCGGGCCCCUUCGAGUCGAAUCCUCCUCUACUCCCGGGGGACUGUACUUUCACGCUGCUGCUGUCGAUGGAAAUAACAUGUACGUCUGUGGGGGCCUGCAGCAGAACUCGUUCGCUCCCUCCAACUCUCUCUGGAGGAUGAGCUUCUCAGGUAGCCUGACCGUCCGCUGGCAGCAGGUGGAGGCCCAAGGCGAGGGCCUCCCGUUCACCUGGAGUAUUUCCAUGCUGCCGGCAGCUCCAGGAAGCUUCCGGAUCGUUGCUGGAGCUGUUUGCACAGGGAGCCAGGACCAGUGCUCAUCACAGGACAGCUUCUUGUCGCAGCGGAAAGUCAUCAUGGAAGUGUGGAAGGUCGAUGUAACGACGAGCAACGAGAGCAGCGUGUACACCUUGGACAAGCUCAACAUCUUCGACGACCCCCAGCAAGGGAGCCCGAGGGCGAGGAAAGGAGCGGCAGUGCAGAUCUUUGGGAACUACCUCGUCAUGUUCGGAGGAGCGAGCUACUUCCACGACCAGGACUGGGGGGAUCUCAACGAUCUUUGGGUGCUCAAGUUGACGUUGGACAAGAGCUACGUGGCCUUCACUUGGCUGGCAGUCAUCGUCUCAGGUGCAGCUCCCCGACCGCGAGCAUGCGCUGGGAUGCUGCUGUCCGACCCCUACGUGUUCAUCUUCUCGGGAGCCAACGUCGUUGCCGGAGAACUCUCGGACAUGUGGAGGUUUGAUUACACCGCUGCGUUUCCCCCGAAGUGCUUCUCUGUAGGGGAGGCUACUAGGUUUGCGACAGCAAACGAGGACAUGGAGUUCAACAUCAUUGUGAGGAAUAUCUUCGGAGGCAACAAUCAAGACUGCUCGUCGGACUUCACAGUUGAGUUUCAGAACCUCCAGACAAGCUCCUUCCUCUCAGGCAAAGUACUCAAGACGCUCACAGAGACAAGUUGCCGGUACAGGGUGCAGUACAAGAUGAAGAAGAUCGGGAUAUUCCAGAUGAAGAUCUUCACGAUGAACGUCGAGAUCAGCAACUCUCCGACGGAGAUCAACGUCCGUCCAGGACCCAACCUGUACUCCAUGUCCGUAGCUCAGGGCGACGGGCUGUCGUCCUGUACCGCUGGCAUUACUUGUACCUUCACCAUCAUCGCUCGUGACAGCAGCGGGAAUCAGGGCCGGGGGGAGGACGCGAUCCGGGUGCUCCUGACAGGGCCCUGCUUUGGCCCUCUGGAGGAUCCAAACACGCAGAUUUUGCAACCCUGUCUCGGUCCAGACUCAAUGACUGGAUUCCAACUUGACAACUUGGAUGGGACCUACGACGUGAGCUAUACUAUCACAGCUACUGGAAACUACUCGAUCCAUGUCUUGAUGGACGGCAAUCAGCAUAUCAGCGGCAGCCCCUACCUAAUGAACAUCCAGUCGAACACUAUCGACCCCUCCUUCUCCCUCAUCUACGGCGAGGGCCUCUCUUUCUCCGAGGCCGGCAUCUCCUCAAAGUUCUACGUGCAGACAAGAGAUGUGUUUGGGAACAACAUCAGCACCUCCGGCUCAGACUCGAUCGCUGCGCUCUUCUGGAAAAGCGCUCCUGAUGGCAGCAUCUCCAACGACCCCAUGCAGGUUGGCGUCCGGCAAGUCGCGCAGGAUUCGGGCUUAUAUGAGAUCAUCUUCUAUCCUUUCUCAGCUGACAACGGCACCAUGGAAGUCUGGGUCAACAACAACUGGCGCCGAGUCUUUCCCAUCGCUCCCAUCCCCGUCUUCGGCGUUUCACGCUCGAAUCAAGACUCGAUCAGAAUGAUCAUUUUCGCUCCCAUCGCCUGCUUCGCCUUCGGGCUCAUCAUGGCCGUCGUCAUGAACAGAAUUCAAAAUUUCUUCAAGAAGAAGCGAAUGAGCGAGAACGGCGAGGAGGAGGAAGAGGGCAGUAGUUCACAAGACAACAAGAGGGAAUCUAUCAACGAGCAGGAGCCGUUGGUAUCAGGUCCCGACCCCAAGGCAAAGUCCAACGGAGAGCAGCGCGAGUUGCAGCCCGAGAGAAUACUGGAAAGAUUGAUGCAGCAGAACUUUCUAAAUGCGGCUCGCACGAUGAAACCGUCACAAUCCCUUCCCUUUGACUCUUGCGCAGUCAUCGGAGCCCUCGACGUCUACUUUGAGAGCGAGCAUGACGAGGAGCAGAAGGAGGCAGUCCUCGCGCACACGCUGAAGAAGAUCCUUGCAGCCAGGGAGUCACGGCUUGUCAAGUGA